This is a messenger RNA of Striga asiatica, 339 nucleotides long. NCBI's taxonomy places the organism in Eukaryota, Viridiplantae, Streptophyta, Magnoliopsida, Lamiales, Orobanchaceae. The record is from the annotation of a GenBank genome assembly.
AUGGUCUUCGCAACUGGAGUCGCUCGACACCGCCUUGAGCAAGGAGCAAUUAUGGAGCUAAUUUUGCUUCGGGGAACUUUUCCUGAGAAAAUUAGGUUAAGGCUUUUAGGAACAUCUCCUGCUGCGCAACUGCUUGCUAAUGAGCCCGGGGAUGCGGUUCGAGGGUCGCGUUUUGAAGCAGUCCCAGAUAACAGAGUUGAACUCAUAUGUAGCUUUAAAAAAGAGUGGGCUGUCAGCUACAUGAACAAUCUUGAGGGUAAGAGGGUUGAACUUUUUGCCAUGGGAAUUGGUCCUUAUGAUUCACAAGCUGAUGAGAAUUUUCAACUGCAGGUGAUCUGA